This is a messenger RNA of Epithele typhae, 1461 nucleotides long. RefSeq lists its product as uncharacterized. The record is from RefSeq and is a predicted model, not a curated record. Bases 1 to 1461 code for a protein of 486 amino acids. NCBI's taxonomy places the organism in Eukaryota, Fungi, Basidiomycota, Agaricomycetes, Polyporales, Epitheliaceae. The transcript has 4 exons.
AUGCAUCUUGUUGAAGACAUCCUCCUUUCUAUCUUCAAACUCCUUCCUCCUUCCUCAGCUACUACUGUAGCUCAGGCCUCCAAGCUCACAUACCAACUGGCCAUGCCCACUGCACUCUCUAAGAUCCAUCUACAAGACUGGUGUGAUUGGAACCCCACAGGCACCAUUGAAUGGGUGAAGUGGCUCACUUCUGCUCAUCCUUACCUUCCCUACCCUCCCUGUCACUAUAUCAAGUCCCUCCACACCCCCUAUCACUCCGAUAUUCUCUCCACCCACGUUUUCACGGAUAAGCUCCUCAGCAAGAUCCCAAAUCUCUCUGAGCUUGUGGUUCUGAACACGGGGGAACAAAUCGACGUUUUUGUCUGCCUUCUAUUCAUACCCACUUUGACCACACUCUCCAUGAGCUCAGCUACCAUCGACAAUGUCCUCACGGGGUCUAUUCCAGUCGAUAUCACCUUCCAGGACUGGAACAUCCUUCAUUCUCUCAUCCUUCAACUCUCCAAAGUCCCCCUUCUUGCUUCUUUAUCUUUGACAGGAGACGAAGAGGAGAACGAGCAUGAAGAGAAGGAGUUGGCCCAUUGGGAUCUCAUCCAGGAGCUUAGCAUUGCAUCCCCUCUUCUAGACCUCCCCUACCUCAAACAUCUCAAGCUCCAACAGUGGCAGCGAUCCUUGGUUCCCCCUACCUCCUCUCUUCUCCACCUUUCUGUCUACUGCCACACCACGUUUGAGGUCUUGUGGGCUCACACCUGGCACGACCUCCAGACCGUUGAGAUUGACUUCAUGCUCGACGGUGACGAGGAGAUCUUUGGCGAGAGCCCACCCAUCGACAACUACAAGAAUCAUUCCUUCUCUCACAUCGACUUCCUCGAGUUCACUCAGAAGUGGUAUAUUCCUUCACGCUCAGCCACCAUGUACGACUUUGCAGAGUUGCCACACCAGCUCUUCCACCAUAUCAAGUCUUUGUCGUCCCUUUCCUUUGCCGAUCUCAUGUGGGACGACUGCGAAGAUGAGCUCAGAUGCGAGACUUUCGAUGCAGCUGCCAGGUUGAAGAUUAGGUCGUUGACCUUCGACCAUUUCUAUUAUCCUGCGAAUGGUUUCGAAGACAUCUUGUCGACCAUGCCCCAGAGGUUCUCUCCCAUCCCUCUCAUUCAUCUCAGCAUCAGAUUCGUUCCAGAUCUGUUUAAAGACCUUGCCAUGGAUCCCCUCACAGCGUGCAAGAGGCUAGGGCAGAAGCUGGCAGAGUUCAUUCCUACCCUCAUGGUUCUGGAACUGGAGGUUCUUGACGCAGAUGACGAUGAAGAAAGAGUCGUUCAGUGGUGGAGAAUCGAGCGUCGAGAGGAGGUCCCACGGUUGGAAGAGAUAUGGAGUGAGGUUGGGGAGGCAGCUGUUCAGUUGAUUCAGAGGAAGGCCUUCAAGCUGCAGGCUCUGGAAGAACUCUUUAUUACUCGGGAUGUCUACUAA